Messenger RNA from Nicotiana tabacum (common tobacco), 831 nucleotides. RefSeq lists its product as uncharacterized. Lineage: Eukaryota; Viridiplantae; Streptophyta; Magnoliopsida; Solanales; Solanaceae. The record is from RefSeq and is a predicted model, not a curated record.
AUGGAAAGUGCACUAUCAAAUGUCAAUGGGAAGAUAUGGUUACUCAUAGAUGAAGAUGUGGAGUGGGAGCUCCUGAUAGACACUGAACAACAACUAACAAUCAAAGUAUUACAUCAUGGAAUUGGUAAGCACAUCAUUAUGACCUUUGUAUAUUCAAAAUGCUCCUCACAGGAAAGACUGGAGCUGUGGAAUAAUUUGUAUUAUCUUGCUUCUGAUAUGGAACUCCCUUGGGUGGUUGGAGGAGAUUUCAAUGUAAUCCUUGGAGAAGAAGAGAAGAUAGGAGGAUUUCCAGUGUACCCCCCAGAGUAUGAGGAUUUUGCCUUUUGUAUUAAUUCAUGUGGACUGUUUGAUCUUAGUUACAAAGGCAGUCCCUUCACUUGGUGGAACGGCAGGCCAAAUGAAGAAUGCAUAUUCAAAUGCUUGAACAUAUUCUUUGUUAACUUGCCUUUCCAAUCAUUAUUCCCUAACAUAGAGGUGGAGCAUCUCAUCAGAACAGGCUCAGAUCAUGCUCCCCUCUUGAUGAGUUGUGGAGAGGAGGCAAUGCAAUUUGUUAAACCAUUCAAGUUCUUAAACUUCUGGACCAAACAUGAAACCUUUAUAGAAGUUGUUAGUUCCAAGCAGAAGCUAAAAAGGGUUAAGCUUGCUCUUUCUAAAUGGAGAAAACUCACUUAUGGGAAUAUAUUCAAGCAGUUGGCAAUUAGAGAAGAUGUGGUUAGAAUUAAGGAGAUUUUGUUUGAAGAAGCACCAACAAUGGAGAACAGAGGAAUACUUCAACAAGCUCAAGCUGAAUUGAAGAAGUAUCUGAACAUAGAGGAGCAGUAUUGGAAAUAA